This is a messenger RNA of Candoia aspera, 2504 nucleotides long. RefSeq names its product MEF2 activating motif and SAP domain containing transcriptional regulator (gene MAMSTR). Gene Ontology annotation, cellular component: nucleus. The record is from RefSeq and is a predicted model, not a curated record. The transcript has 13 exons. Gene Ontology annotation, molecular function: transcription coactivator activity. The coding region runs from base 34 to 2154 and encodes 706 amino acids. Gene Ontology annotation, biological process: smooth muscle cell differentiation; positive regulation of transcription by RNA polymerase II. Lineage: Eukaryota; Metazoa; Chordata; Lepidosauria; Squamata; Candoiidae.
CAUUGGGAUCUGUAGCUCCAAAGGAAGCCAAAGAUGACGCUUCUGGCAUCUGAACAAUCAAUGCUGAUUCGAAGAAGGUUCCGCUCCGUGCUCCAGAUGCGAAUGCAGCAUCGGCGCUCCCAAGAACAGCUCUCCGAACGACACUUAAUUCCAGCACUCAACAAACCCCUUCCAACUUUCUCGCAGCCCAGUGGAACACAGGGGCAGACCAGGGCCACUGAGGCUGCCAAGCUCAAGGUCUCACCCCGGCCUCACAAGACCAGCUCUGCUAAGGGCCAGCUGGCUGAAGUGUCUCAAGGGGACCGUUCCGAGUUGCAGGAAAAGAAGGCUCGCUUGGCCGAAGACUUGAGCGAGAAGAUCUUGCACCGCCCUGGGCCACUUGAGUUGGUGAAGAAAAAUAUUCUCCCCCUGGAUCCUAGUAUCAAAGAUGUUGUGGCAGACGCAGCCCAUGGUGGAGCCCCUGAUUCCUUCAACUUUGAGGAAGAUCUUAGUAGUUCCUCUUCCUCCUCCUCCCCAUGUUUUGCAUUGUCCCCAGGAAGUGGCCAAGGAAAUCCUUCCACUUCAGAGGCAGUCUUUCAACUGGAAAUGCCCCCAGUCCUGGCUGAUCAACAGCCUGCUGUCACUUCAUCUACCUCUGAGGCCGAGUUCUCUCUCCAAGGGGGAAACCUGCUUCUCAAGCCCUCAAUUUCGCUCCCCAAGGUCCUGCACAAAGUUCCUGAGGCCAGAAAAGCCCCUCGGCCCAAAAAGGCCAAGGAGCCACGCCCCAAAGUGAAGAAGCUCAAAUACCACCAGUACAUGCCCCCCGAUCAGAAGGGGGAGCAGGCUCCUUUGCCCAUGGACGCCGCCUACGCUCAUCUCCUGCAGCAACAGCAAGUCUUCCUGCAGCUCCAGAUCUUGAAUCAGCAGCAACAGCCCAUGCCCACGUCCCCAGCAACCUUCUGCGUUCAAGCUCUUCACGCAGUCCCUGCCAGCAAUGCUCCAGAGCAGCUUUUGAAUUUCCCUGGGACGCCAGGUCCCACAAGUGGGCCUCCAACGCUCCCUCUUCCUUCUCCAGCCACCCCAAUCUCCCCUUUGCCCCCGAAACCAGAACUGUUACCUGCCAACUUAGAAGAGCUCACGGUCUCCGAACUCCGCCAGCAGCUCCGUAAGCGGGGCCUCCCUGUCUCAGGCACCAAGCCAGCCCUGCUGGAGCGUCUCAAGCCUUACCAGGUGGCCCGGGUGAAGCCCCCACCUGCUCCCCUCCCCAGUGCCCGCUUAGCACCCUCUGAGUUGGAAGAAGAGCCCCAGGCCCUGCAGGAGAAGCAACGCGUUGUGGAGAAUCUGGCAUUAAAGCUUCAUCGAGAGCUGAAGCACCACGACAGCGACCUGCAUGAGGAGCUGGAGGUGCACAAGCAGAUCAAGAAUCGCCGCAAGGGAGCGCUGCAGGCCCCUGGCCAGCAGGAGGCCCCGCCCCCUCCUUACCUCCCCAAGAGAGAGUGCGCCAAGGAAGGAGGGGGCACAGAAGAUGGGUUCAUGGUUUUAUGCCCUCCAUCGUGUGAGCCAAUCCAUUCUGAUAUGGAGCUGCCCCUUGAGAUUACAGCCAGCCCUCCUGACCCAGCCCCAGCGACCCGGUCCCUUGAGGAAGAACUCCAAGAGGCUAUUCAAAAGGCUCAGCUGGUACCAAGCCAAUCCAUUGAAGAGAUUUUAGAGGAACCACUGAUGUGUACGGGUGACAUUCUUCAAGCACCUGCCUUGACCCCGGAAGUCCCUGAUCAAGUUGCCUUGUCCCCAUUAGUCCACCAAGAAGCAUCACCACCAAAGAAAUCCUGCUGCAACAGUGAGCCAUCUUUAGUGUCUUCUGCCAUCUUUGAUUUUCCUGGACCCUAUGAUUUCCUUUCAACAGCCUCCUCUUCAUCUGCAUCACUGGAUUCGCUGUCCUCUGUUUUCUCCCCUGACUCUCUGGAGAUGCCGCCAUCUCCUCCAGAUGCCUGGCAAGGGAGUGGGACCCGUGCUGGAUUUGAUCCUGUUGAUUGGCUAGAAGCCUUGACCUCAGGUUCAGCAUCAGGUCUCGGCUCUGCCAGUCCUGUUGGUAACAGUAUCUUCUGCACAGACCUUUUUGAUUCUUCUGACCUGGGUGUCAACCACAUGAUAGACCUCAUGGUGGAGCAGUGGUAGUAAGGGCACUAAUAGCAAUCUGCGAAUCCUCUUUUUAUCCUAAAAGGUCAUCGUGGCACUAGAAUCCAGCUUGAUUGGGCAAGAAUGUCUUUCUUUGAGUUGCUAACAUCAAGCUUCAUCGUGUAUGGUCUUGUUUCUGUUAAUGACAUGUCCAACUGCUCCCUUGGAAGAAUGAAGUCACUGUUGCCUGGAUUGUGUCAAUGUAUGCAUCAUCUUGGAUGGUCAGACAUGCCAGAAACUCUGGUGUUCACCUUGAACAGGUAAAACCAAUGUUUGGAAGAUCAACCAAUCAAUCACUUCAGAUUCAUAAAAUUAUGGCUUAAGACAUUACUACUUCACCUUACGGUGAA